This is a messenger RNA of Colias croceus (clouded yellow), 1840 nucleotides long. It is a transcript of the gene Alg2, whose product is annotated as alpha-1,3/1,6-mannosyltransferase ALG2. Bases 121 to 1386 code for a protein of 421 amino acids. Gene Ontology annotation, molecular function: GDP-Man:Man(1)GlcNAc(2)-PP-Dol alpha-1,3-mannosyltransferase activity; alpha-1,3-mannosyltransferase activity. The record is from RefSeq and is a predicted model, not a curated record. NCBI's taxonomy places the organism in Eukaryota, Metazoa, Arthropoda, Insecta, Lepidoptera, Pieridae. The transcript has a single exon.
GCUGUCCGAAACUAAACAAUGCAAAAUAUGUUUGCGCCUUGCGGUGUUGUAAAAAAAUAUUAAUUUAUUUCAAGUACCUAGUAAAUUUACUCAACAACAUUUGAGUGUUUAGUAUAAAGCAUGGUUAAAAUAAUAUUCUUACACCCUGAUCUUGGAAUAGGGGGAGCAGAACGCCUUGUUUUGGAUGCAGCUUUAGCCUUCAAGAGUAAAGGCCACGAAGUAUGUUUUUAUACAAACCAUCAUGAUCCAUCUCAUUGCUUUGCCGAAACUAAAAAUGGCACAUUUCCAGUAACAGUAGUCGGAGAUUGGAUACCACGUUCAAUACUGGGAAGGUUUAAAGCGGCUUGCGCUUAUGUGCGUAUGGUAUAUGCGGCAGUUUACUUAGCCUGGUAUGUUAUACCUGUUCAGGAACCGACUCUUAUUUUUUGCGAUCUUAUUUCAUUAUGCAUUCCUUUUUUGAAAUUCGCCAGAGGACCGUUCAGAGUUGUGUUCUAUUGUCAUCACCCUGAUAAGCUCUUAUCGUCUGAAGGUGGAUUCCUUAAGAAGUUAUACAGGGCGCCAUUAAAUUGGUUAGAAGAACUGACAACAGCUCAAGCAGAUAAGGUUCUUGUGAAUAGCAAAUAUACAGCUCGAGUAUACAAAGAUGCAUUCCAAAAUAUCAAGGAUGUCCCAGAUAUUUGUUAUCCUUCAAUUAAUACAGAAUUCUUUAAGAAUACCACACCAAAAAAUCUAAAAGAAGUAGUGCCCGUUGGUACUGAUAAAUUCAUAUUUCUUUCUAUAAAUAGGUAUGAAAGAAAAAAGAACUUGCAACUUGCAUUAAGAGCACUAGAGCAUUUACGGCAUAUGUUGAGUGAAGAUGAUUGGUAUAGAGUUCAUUUAAUAAUGGCUGGUGGUUUUGAUCCUAUUAACUUGGAGAAUAUGGAACAUUAUAUUGAGCUGACAGAUUUGGCUGCAGAGUUAGAUAUAGAGGAUAAAGUCACAUUCAUGAAAUCCCCUAAAGAUAUUGAAAAAGUAUCACUAUUGUACCAUUGCAAUGCAUUGGUUUAUACUCCAUCAAAUGAGCAUUUUGGUAUUGUUCCAUUAGAAGCAAUGUAUUACAGUAAACCAGUGAUUGCAGUGAACAGUGGAGGGCCUACAGAAACAGUAGUAAAUGACGUCACCGGAUUCCUUUGUCCUCCCACAAGCAAGGCAUUCGCUAGCGCUAUGAACAAAUUGAUUCUUAACCAACAGUUAGGUGUAAAAUUAGGUGAAGCUGGAAGAAAGAGGUUUGAAACAAAGUUCUCAUUUGAUGCAUUUACUGAACAAUUAGAUGGAAUUUUAUCCCGAGAGAGGCAACUAAUUUCUGAAGCAAGGGCGAUUGAAUAUGACCAGAGGAAACGUAAAUAGCAUAAAGAUGACACUCCAACAAUAUUUGAUAUUGUUUGAGUGUUUAUUGAUCUGAGUCAAUAUUUUUGUAUACUUCUGAAAUAGCUUCCUUCAUAAUAAAUUUUGAUUGCAUUUAAAAUCAUUGUAAUUGUAGCUAUUUAUGCUUGAAGUGUAAAAUUAUUACUCAACUUUAAUCUUUACUAAGCACAGUCCAUAUGUUUGACCUCUUGCAUUCACUGAUUGUAAAGUUUUCCUACUAUUUGUGAUAUAUUACAUGUAAAUUGAAAUAAAUAGAGAAUGUUUCAAUGAUAUAUGGCUUCAUUUACCUUGAAACAGAUUAUUUUGUUAUAUGACAGAUGAAUAUAGUUAAUUUAGUUAAUUAUAAUAUAUGAGUGUUGUUUUGGCUAUUAAUGUAGGCCUAACCAAUUAUUACUGCUAAGCUUCUGUUGAUGUAAAUAAACAAAAUAGAAAUGGU